CACACACACACACACACACAUCAUCGUUCGAUUUCUCCUUUCUGCUACCUCUACCAUGGCAGACGGAACAAACGAACUUAAUAUCCAAAUUCCACCAGAGGAAGUCUUAGUAGGAGCUGCUAUUUUAAUGAAUAAUUCCCAAGCUAGCAGUUCUUCACAGCCCCAUGAUAACACAUCGCCAGUACAGAAUUCUGAAUCGCAGAUAAAUACCUCCAUGAAGCAGCCAGCUGAUGUUGGAUAUCAAGCACCCAACAAUUAUUAUGUGCGCAAAACCAUCGAAAAGAUGGUUAUCGUCGUUGAAUUAGGAGCAUUUCGCUUCAUUAUGGUGCUUUUAAUAGCUGGCUUCUCGAUAAAUAGAUUGCAGAAUUACAGGAUUUGGGAUUUGAAGUUAUGGCGAUGGUGUUUAUUAAUAUCCACUAUUUUCUGCGGCAGAGUAAUCGGAUAUCUGUUCACAGAAGCUGUGGUUUUUUUAAUUUGGAAAUUCAGAAUCAAGUGGCUUGAUGAGAAAUCAAUUUAUUUCGCAUAUAGAGUGAAAAAGAGUAUCAUUGUUUUUAUUUGGUUUCUUUUAGUUUUUCUAGCUUGGGCUUUGUUUUUCGAUCGCGGAGUUACCCGAAGCAAUACUAAGACUAACGAGACUGUGAAUGAUGUGACCAGAGGUCUUGCAGGUUGUCUUAUUGGUGCUGCUCUGUGGCUAGUCAAAACUGUGUUAGUUGAGCUUGUAGCUUCUCUGCAUGUGACAAAAUUGUUUGAGAAAAUCAGAGAAGCAAACUACCAUAGAAAUGUUCUUAUAGCUCUUUCAAGAAAAGAAGUAUUAAAAGAGGACAAAAUGGAUGGUUUUAUGGAUGCAAUUCGAGCUAAAAACCUGCCUCCUCUCACCUUCUACGGUGACAAAGAGGUUGAAGAAACCAUAAAAAAUGAACAGCAAGCAAAGAAAGCUGCUAAUCACAUUUUCAAGAACCUUGCAUAUCCUAAUGAUGAGAAGUAUAUGGACUUGGAAAAGAUAUUAAAAUAUGCCAGAGUCAAGGAAAUGGCUGAUCAAUGCCAAACAAUAAAGGAAGUUGGUGACCAUUUCCAGGCUGUUGCAGAAGAUAGACAGAAUUGCAGUGAUAAACAAAUAAAAAGAUCAAUUUUCAGGAAAUGGGCGGUUAGUGUUUAUAACAAUUAUGAUUCGCUUAAUAGCGCCUUGAGACAUAGAAAAACAGCCGUUGAUGAACUGAACAAGCUGGCUUCUGUAGUCAUACUCGUCACGAUUACAAUUGUGUGGUUACUUUUCAUGGAAUUUUUAACUACAAAAGCAAUUGUCUUUUUAUCUUCUCAGCUUUUACUUGUGGUUUUCAUGUUUGGAAAUACUGCAAAGCUUGUGUUUGAAGCUAUCAUAUUCGUUUUUGUGAUGCACCCGUUUGAUGUUGGAGAUCGCUGCGUUAUUGAUGGCACCCAGAUGGUGGUGGAGGAGAUGCAAAUAUUGACCACGAUAUUCUUGAAGAAUGAUGGUGAAAAAAUAUAUUAUCCAAAUUCAGUUUUAGCUACAAAACCUAUCAGCAAUCUUUACAGGAGUCCGCCAAUGACAGAUUCUGUGGAAUUUGCUAUUGAUCUUUAUACUUCAGAUCAUAAAAUUACAGAUCUGAAAUAUAUAAUAAAAGAGUACUUGAAGAGCAAUCCUAGGCGGUGGAAACCUGCGCACAGCUUGCAAUUUAAGGAGAUAGAGAAUAUGAACAAGAUGAAGAUGGUUCUUUAUUUUAAUCACACCAUAAGCUUUCAUGAUUUUGCAAAAAGAGGACAGCGAAGAUCUGAGCUAGUCUUGCAUUUGAAGACUGUUUUUCAAAUUCUUGAAAUCAAGUAUAAUCUCUUACCUCAACAGGUUCAUGUUACCUAUUCCGGAUCUAUGGCUCAAUAAAAAAAAAAAAAAAAAAAAAAAAA
Messenger RNA from Jatropha curcas, 1917 nucleotides. RefSeq names its product mechanosensitive ion channel protein 10. Gene Ontology annotation, biological process: transmembrane transport; detection of mechanical stimulus; monoatomic anion transport. Gene Ontology annotation, molecular function: mechanosensitive monoatomic ion channel activity. NCBI's taxonomy places the organism in Eukaryota, Viridiplantae, Streptophyta, Magnoliopsida, Malpighiales, Euphorbiaceae. Gene Ontology annotation, cellular component: plasma membrane. The record is from RefSeq and is a predicted model, not a curated record.